Melampsora larici-populina 98AG31 is the source of this 1416-nucleotide messenger RNA. RefSeq lists its product as uncharacterized. The transcript is spliced from 7 exons. The coding region runs from base 1 to 1416 and encodes 471 amino acids. Lineage: Eukaryota; Fungi; Basidiomycota; Pucciniomycetes; Pucciniales; Melampsoraceae. The record is from RefSeq and is a predicted model, not a curated record.
AUGCAAAUUAACAUUGCUUACGUUGUCGCUGGUCUCCUUGUCUUCGUUUCAUCAAACUUUGGUGAGGCUGAUGCGCGCAUGAUCACUGUUACCCACAAGGCCGGUGAAGCUCAUCUUGUGCUCAAACGAGAGGCCACUGGAUACACUUCACCAGGUGCUGCUGGUAAUUACGGUGUGCCAAACACCACCGGCCCAGCUCAACCAGUUAUGGGCAGCGGAACUGCCCAUGAGAUUGCAGCUGCACCUCAACCUGCCUCGUCACCUGCACAGCCCUCAAGCGCACCUCCUUCUGGUUCCAUCGUAUCACCAACUACUCGAGCUCAAGCUGCCAAUGUGACCCCACCGGCUCCGUACGCACCUAGUCCUGCUGCAGCUCGCAAAGGGCCAACUUCUAGCGAGUCUGGCGCCUCAAUUGUCACACCUACAUCCCAGCGUCCAGUUGGAGCCAACACCUCAUCCAUAUCAUCAUCGAAGUCUGAAGGUCCAGUUCCCGGCGCCGCUCAACCGGUGGCUUAUACACCUCGUCCCGUCGUCUCAUCCGGCGCAUCAACUCCAACUGAGUCUGGCGCCUCAAUCGUGUCACCUACUUCUCAACAUCCAGUUGCUACCAACUCUUCAUCCGCAUCAUCAGAGAAAUCUCAAGCUCCAGUUCCCGGCUCCCCUCAAGCGGUACCUUACACGCCUCGUCCUGUCGUCUCGUCCGGCGACUCAAGUUCUUCCGAGUCUGGCGCACCAAGCGUACCACCUACAUCUCAACGCCCAGUUGGUGGAUCUUCUAUCCCUGCACCCACUGGUGAAGAUCAAAGUUCCGGCUCACCUGAUUCCAGCUCUAAUGGCAAUAUAAUCCCAAAACCAAUCACUCGGGCCCCUAUUCCAGUCGUAGGCAUCCCUACCCUUCCUUUAGGAACUUCCGCGCCAUCAGUUGGUGGACCAAUUGGCUUACCAUCUGGUCCAAUUGGUGUUCCGGGAGUUGGACUUGGUGGUCCUCAAGUUGGAUUUGGUGGUCCUGGAGUUGGACUUGGAGCUGGUCCACACUUUGGAGCCGGAGCUGGUGUUCACGCAGGACAAGGUGUUGGUCUUGGUCCAGCAUUAGGCGGAUUACCAGGUGCUGGUAUCCUUGGAGAUGCCGGAUUUCAUACCGGUGCCGGUGCAGGAGUUGGAUCACACCUUGGGGGUGGUGCUGGGGUAGGCGCUGGUUUCAAUGCUGGUGCAGGAGUUGGUCAAGGCGUUGGUCUAGGUGGAUACCCAGGUGCAGGUCUCAAUGCUGGUGCCGGUGCAGGUGUUGAAGCUGGCGCAGGCUUAGAAGCUGAUCAUUGGUCACAGGUUUGGCAAACCACUUUCGAAUUGAUAAGUCCCGGUUCAAUUCCUGUGGGUUCUUUUGUAAGAAGUCUUGAUGAUGAUAUAAUGAGUGACUGA